Messenger RNA from Peronospora matthiolae, 1800 nucleotides. NCBI's taxonomy places the organism in Eukaryota, Oomycota, Peronosporomycetes, Peronosporales, Peronosporaceae. The record is from the annotation of a GenBank genome assembly.
AUGGCAGCCCUCCUACAAGCUGAUGUGGGGGUCGCGGCCCUCUGCCGCCAAGUGCGUGCUAAAUGUCAGCGCCCUGCUCCUCGUUCCAAUGACACGGAACCCGAGCGGUUGCCCGAGGAAGUGGAGGAGGGGAACGUCGAGUACAAGCAGCAGCUGCUGGAACUAACGCCCGACCGCCUGCGUCAACUCACGACGCAGAUGAACUGGCGCCUGAACGAAGGCGGUGGCACCGCUUUCUAUGAGCUUGGCGUACGGGAUGAUGGACUGGUGCUUGGUCUGUCCGAGACUGCUGUGCUGCGGUCUCUGAAAGCUUUAGCCCGAAUGUGCCAUGUAGUGCGUGCUAAAAUGUCGUUGUCGAGGUUCCGAGAUGGUCAAGAAGCUGGUUUGAUAGCCGUGCGGAUCCAGAUCACAAGAGUUCUCGAACACAACGCGACGAAACGGCUACGUAUACCAGUGAUUGGGGAUUUCGAGAGCGGCAAGUCGACACUGGUAGGAGUGCUGCUGAGCGGCUGUCUAGAUGACGGCGCUGGACUGGCUCGAAUGCAGGUGUGUCGCCAUCGCCAUGAGCUGGAGAACGGUUGCACAUCCAGUGUGAGUGAACACACAAUUGCUGUGGCUGUAGACGGAACCUUUCGCUGCAUGGACAAGUUUGAUACGUGCGAUUUUGGGGACAACGAUAAAGAGGAGGUGGAAAGCCAAGCAACCAGGAGGCAUGAUACGUUAAUUACGCUCAGUGAUCUAGCAGGACACAAGAAAUACCUCAAGAGCACAGCUUCAGGUCUGGCCAGCCAUUUUUUCGACUACGCGAUGCUGGUAAUUGAUGCUGCGCGAGGUGUUCAAGAUAUGACGCGCGAGCAUGUCAAGAUUGCUGCUGCUUUGAACGUCGCAAUUUUUGUAGUAGUAACGAAGACGGACCAAGUGAUAGGCGAACGGAUACAACAAGUGCUGGUUGAAGUUGUUCAAUUGCUGAAGGCCAUUUGUCCGUCUCAGCGAGUGGUGGUGGCACCAAGAAGCACGAGCAGUUUUCCGGAUGUCAGGACGGAUUUGCUGAAGCUUGCCUCGGCGUCGAUUGUGCCGGUGUUCCAGGUUUCUAACAUGAGUGGUAGUGGUCUGGACGUUUUGCAAGCUUACUUAUCCGUGCUUGAGCCCAAGCACGUGUGGUCAGCUAAGACGCCUGCCGAGUUCCAAGUUAGCCAAGCGUACGAUAUCGAAGAUUUGGGUACAGUUGUGACUGGACUCGUACGGGCUGGAACGUUUUGUGUGGGGGAGCGCAUGUUGCUUGGACCCGACACAGAUGGACAGUUCUGCGAUGUAGCAGUUGGAAGCAUUGAAGUGCGGCACAAGGCUGCGCAAAGUCUAAGUGCUGGUGACACGGGUGCUGUGCUCAUACGCUUCCUCUCUGCCGCACAGCCGGCUCACUGCAUCCGAAAAGGUACCAUACUCGUGCACCCGAGCGUUCGGCCAUUAGCCACGCGCCAAUUUGAUGCAGAAGUACAUUUUCUGCCGGACGCACGUACGUUUCGAGAGAAUUUUCAAGCGGUCAUUCACACAGGCCACGUACGUCAGAUGGCAAAGAUUAUUCGGUUGGGAAUAUCGAAAAGCGCUGUACGGGACGUCUCGAUGACGCCGCCGCCAUUGGUACCCGUACCUGUGUCGACGAUAUGUCGCUUCGAGUUCAUGUACCGGCCGGAGUACAUUCAUCCAGAUUUGCCGUUGGUGUUACGCGAGGGCAGCGCGCAGGCAGUGGGUCGUGUCGUGCGGGCUUUGCCUUACUACAGCGUUAGUGCCCUACACAUCUGA